This is a messenger RNA of Morus notabilis, 1284 nucleotides long. RefSeq names its product protein LAZ1 homolog 2. Gene Ontology annotation, molecular function: transporter activity. Gene Ontology annotation, biological process: transport. The record is from RefSeq and is a predicted model, not a curated record. The transcript has 8 exons. The coding region runs from base 1 to 1245 and encodes 414 amino acids. NCBI's taxonomy places the organism in Eukaryota, Viridiplantae, Streptophyta, Magnoliopsida, Rosales, Moraceae.
AUGGAAAUAAAUCGAAUUUCGGAUUCUGAGAGCUUCUAUAGAGAUCUCCAGCAACCAGGCCUCAUAAUAGCAGGCUGUUUCGUCGUUGUGGCAUUCUCACUUUCUAUUUUCCUUAUUCUCCAACAUCUCAGAUCCUACACCAAUCCCGCGGAACAAAAAUGGAUUGUUGCUGUUGUUUUCAUGGUACCCGUUUAUGCCACUGAGUCAAUUAUAUCCUUGUGGAAUCCGAAGUUGUCUCUUGCGUGUGACAUUUUAAGAAACUGCUAUGAAGCAUUUGCCUUGUAUUCUUUUGGAAGCUAUUUGGUUGCUUGUUUAGGUGGAGAAAGUAGUGUGAUAGAACUACUUGAAAAUCAAUCGAAAAAACAGCUCAGCAAACCAUUGCUAGAAGAGGAAGGUGAGAAUCGCAUUGAACAACAUAAGUCACUUUGGAACCUCUUCUUCCGACCAUAUGUUAUUGGAAAAGAUUUGAUGACAAUAGAAAAAUUUGGUCUUGUGCAAUAUAUGAUUCUGAAGACAUUGUGUGCCUUCUUAGCAUUCUUGUUGGAGAUUUUUGGCGUUUAUGGUGAUGGAGAGUUCAAGUGGUAUUAUGGGUAUCCUUACAUGGCAGUAGUACUAAACUUCAGCCAGAUGUGGGCACUGUAUUGCCUUGUGCAGUUUUACAAUGUAACUCACGAGAGACUUCAAUGUAUAAAGCCACUUGCAAAGUUCAUCAGCUUCAAGGCCAUUGUGUUUGCCACUUGGUGGCAAGGUCUAGGCAUCGCGCUGUUGCAUGAAUUCGGAGUUAUACCGAAAGAGGGGAAAUUACAGACUGCAUUACAAGAUUUCUUAAUUUGCAUAGAAAUGGCUAUAGCAGCUGUUGCUCAUGUGUUUGUCUUUUCGGCGGAACCUUAUCACUACAUCCCUGCCAGUGAGUAUGGAAAAGUCACCACUGAAAGGACCAAAGGAGAAGUGAAGUUAGAAGGUGACACCCCAGCUGUGCUUGAGAAACAAGAAACAAAGGUUGAAGCUCCCGGAACUAGUGUCACUGAAAGCGUUCAGGACAUUGUUCUUAAAGGAGGUCAACAUGUUGUCAAGGAUGUUGUGUUGACCAUAAACCAAGCAAUGGGUCCUGUGGAGAAGGGAGUGACAAAGAUUCAAGAAACCUUCCACCGCAAAUCAGUUAGCUCAGACAAAGAAGUAGACGAGUCAGAGUUGAGAGUCGAGCAAUAUGAAGAAAAUCUUACAUGUGAAACUCACAUUCCUUAGAACUGUAGGUUAUUUUGACAGUGAAGAUUAUACACGUGU